This is a messenger RNA of Hippocampus zosterae (dwarf seahorse), 2040 nucleotides long. It is a transcript of the gene mapk14a, whose product is annotated as mitogen-activated protein kinase 14a. The record is from RefSeq and is a predicted model, not a curated record. Bases 279 to 1361 code for a protein of 360 amino acids. The transcript has 12 exons. Gene Ontology annotation, molecular function: ATP binding; MAP kinase activity. Gene Ontology annotation, biological process: protein phosphorylation; intracellular signal transduction. Gene Ontology annotation, cellular component: cytoplasm; nucleus. Lineage: Eukaryota; Metazoa; Chordata; Actinopteri; Syngnathiformes; Syngnathidae.
GUUUGGUCUCGCGAGCUUCGGCGCCGUGUUGCAAGUGGGGCAGAGUUGCAACUGGAGGCGUCGAAAACAAAGUGAACGUUUUAGGACUGCGCGUGCAAUCAAACGGGGAUUUUGCAACAUUUCGCAAGAGGACAAGGCUAACUUUCAAGUUGUCGCACGGCCAGGAGGAAAUAAACAAAGCUCGCCGAGAUUGUGGUUUCGUAAGUUUUGGGGAAGUUGAAGUCCGGCUGCAGACGAGACGAAAGUCAGUCGACUUGGCAGUCCGGUGGUCGGCAGCAAUGUCGCAGAAAGAGAGACCCAAGUUUUACCUGCAGGAAGUCAACAAAGCCAUAUGGGAAGUCCCGGAGCGCUAUCAGAACUUGUCUCCGGUCGGCUCCGGCGCGUACGGAUCCGUUUGUUCUGCUUACGAUGUGAAGAGCGGCCUAAAAUUAGCGGUCAAGAAGCUCUCCAGACCCUUUCAGUCCAUCAUCCACGCCAAGCGCACCUACAGGGAGCUCCGCUUGUUGAAGCACAUGAAGCAUGAAAACGUGAUUGGCCUCCUGGACGUUUUCAGCCCUGCCACUUCUCUGAAGGAGUUCUCAGAUGUGUACCUGGUAACUCAUUUAAUGGGCGCGGACCUGAACAACAUUGUGAAAUGUCAAAAGCUGACAGACGACCACGUGCAGUUCCUCAUAUAUCAGAUCCUCAGAGGCCUGAAGUACAUCCACUCGGCGGACAUCAUUCACAGAGAUCUGAAACCCAGCAACCUGGCCGUCAAUGAGGAUUGUGAGCUGAAGAUUUUGGACUUUGGCUUGGCGCGGCACACCAACGACGAGAUGACCGGCUACGUAGCCACGCGCUGGUACCGCGCCCCCGAGAUCAUGUUGAACUGGAUGCAUUACAACAUGACCGUGGAUAUUUGGUCGGUGGGCUGCAUCAUGGCGGAACUUCUCACCGGAAGAACGUUGUUCCCGGGAACGGACCACAUAAACCAACUUCAGCAGAUAAUGCGGUUGACGGGAACGCCACCGGCGUCGCUAAUAAACAGGAUGCCCAGCCACGAGGCCAGAAACUACAUCAGCUCCUUGGCGUACAUGCCCAAGAGGAAUUUUGCUGACGUAUUUAUCGGCGCCAAUCCGCAAGCCGUCGACCUGCUGGAGAAAAUGCUGGUUCUGGACACCGAUAAACGCAUCACGGCGGCCCAGGCGCUGGCCCACCCGUACUUCACUCAGUAUCACGACCCCGACGACGAGCCCGAGGCCGAACCGUACGACCAGAGCUUUGAGAGCCGCGAGCUGGAGAUCGAGGAGUGGAAACGGUUGACCUACGAGGAGGUGUGCAGUUUCGAGCCCCCCAUCUUUGACGAGGAUGACAUGGAGUAACGGGAAGCCCUUACAGCUGACAAAUUGUAAAUAUUUUUGCAUUCGCCGUCAAGCUCUCCAGCAAGCGCCGAGCGGUCUGCCUUUCGCCAGGCUUCUUGCUCCCGGAGGAAAACGUCAAACCACUAAAUAUGCUUCUCGUCGUCAUCAUCCCUGAAACACGUUUCAUUUUCAUCUCGCCUGUUUUCGCUCAAAUCACAUGUUUACUCGCCGCUGUGACACUCGCAUGCUGAAGGAGGUGCCACUUGAGAGCGUUCUUGUAAAAGUAUUUUGUCAACUCAAGUAAAUGUUCGUCCGCCAUUCAUCAGGUGACGAUGCAACAUUGACACGGAUGUUCUGUCAAUAUUUUUCACUCAGCAUUUUCUAUUUGCCCGACAAUUUUUGCAAAUUCAAAGUUGAACACAAAAAGCGUGUGACAAAUGUGCCGCAUUUACAAUGAAUUGUGCAUCCCUGUCCAGAAUUUACUAAAAAAAUAUUUCUUUUUUUUUCUUUUUGUGCUGACUGCUAUGUGAGUGUCAUAAUGUGGCGAUAGAAAAACCGCUUAAAUGUGUAAAAGAGCUAUUUGAGAUCUAUUUAUACUUUGUGGAGGAUGUAUUUAUAAAUGAGAACUCCCGUCUAUUUUCAGUCCAACAGAGUAUCGACUUGUCAUUUGAUAAGCAAAAUAAAAAAUAUUUUUAAGACG